Blepharisma stoltei is the source of this 1854-nucleotide messenger RNA. NCBI's taxonomy places the organism in Eukaryota, Ciliophora, Heterotrichea, Heterotrichida, Blepharismidae. The record is from the annotation of a GenBank genome assembly.
AUGGAAUCCAUAACAAGCUACAUCCCUUCUAUUCUACAAAUGAUAACAGACUCAAUUACUAUUCAGCCAUUGGAGCUUGACAUCAUUACUUCCUAUGAAUUUGCAGAAAUUAGGAUCAGCAGCACAGUAAAAGAAUGUUUAUUAAUUGGUUACGAAAGGGGUUUUCAAAUUUGAGAUAUAUCGAACCCUUCCUCACCUGUGCAAUGAAUAUCAAAACGAAAUUUUGGAAUCUCAAGUAUUCAUUCCAUUGCAUCAGAAUCUGAUGGAUUAAUAGCUCUCACAUCUUUGUAUGAUACUUCAGAAUUCCCGCAGGAUUGUAUUAAAAUUUAUUCAUUGAUGCAAAAACGGAUUUCUCAUACUAUCCAAGCGUCUGAUAAAAUUUUGUCUAUAAUUAGCAACUCAAUAGCAUUAUGCGCUUGCUUGGAUUCGUGCAGCAUUGAUAUUUUCUCUAUAAGUAGCUUUGAGAAGUUAUAUUUGUGGUAAUUGUAUAUGAAAAUUAUUUUUAUUUAAAAUAUAGGAGUUUUCCCUAUAUGCCCCGAUAAGGGCCGCGGGUUCUCCGUGGAAUCCCUCUGCUGGUUGAACAACCCGUAAAUUGGUCAAACCAACGCACUGAGUUGGUUUGACCAACAGAGGGAUUCCACGGAGAACCCACGGCCUUUAUCGGGCCAUAUAGGGAAAAUUCCUAUAGGAACUUUUAGAUAGAAAAUAGAUCCUUAGAUCUAAUUGUAAAAAGUAUAUAUUCAAUAAUUCCUGAAAGAUGUUUUUCUUAUAGCAUGAGAAUGGUAGCUGGAAUUUCUAACCUGUACAUCGCAUAUUCUUUAAAAGACCAAGAAUCAGCUACAGGUUCAUUCACAACAAAAGUUUCAAAAACAGUACAAGGCAUAGCACAAGAUGGCUAUUCUAAACUGAUAUCAUAUAUUGAUUCACCUAAUAGCGAAGCUAAUAAUCUUGACGGUAAAGUUACAAUCAAAAACAUUUUAAAUAGCCAAGUUAUAACAGAAUUCCAAGCAUUUAAUAAGCAAGUCUCUGAGUUAAGGUUCAGCAAGUCAUCACAUAUUUUAGUCGUAUCUCCUAUUGAUGGGCAUAGUUUUCAUGUAUAUAGAAUAAACCCUCCCAAAUCAAUUACAGAAACAGGAAAAUAUCAGCUGAUUUAUAAGCUAAUAAGAGGCCGAACUUUUGCUGAAAUCAGCGAUAUUUCUAUCAGCAAAUGCGAAAAGUGGAUUUCAGUCUCAACUUCAAGAGGGACAACCCAUGUUUAUCAAAUAAACCCCCAAGUAAAAAAUUUAUGCUACGACCACAAUGUAUUUACCAGAAUAAAAUAUGGGUCAUAUUUAGAACCAGCUCUUAAUCCAAAAGUAAAAUUUCUUCACACAAUGAAAGCAGAUGAUCCAACAGCUCCGCCCAAGCUUGAGCUUCUGUCAUUUAGUGAAAGUGGAACGUUAAGCAAAUAUUCAAUUGAAGAGCCUUCUAAAUGCUUGGGCUCUUCAGUGAUUACUAGAAGUGUCAAUUUUAGAGAUGAAGAAUUUAGAAUAAAAAUUGAAGAGGAAAAAAUAUGCCUAAUUACUAAUAAAAAAAUUUAUACUGAUUAGCCGCUGUCCUAUAUUAUAUAUGAAAUAGGAUAACGAUCACCAGUAGGUAUGCUUUUAUUCAGUGGAAUUAGGUAUAGAUCGCUCUGAAAGCUUUAUAGAAAUCAAUACCUGAAAUGAUGAAAACUUUUUGCCACUUAGAAAAGUAAAAAAGAUGACGUUUAUUAAGAGCAAAAAUAGAUAUGAAGAAACACUAAUUAAGAGAAAUUCUGAAUUUUUAUGUUUUGAUGGUAAAGUUGAAGGUGAAAUUAAUGAAAGAGAUACGUAA